This is a messenger RNA of Agrilus planipennis (emerald ash borer), 687 nucleotides long. Its product is annotated as NADH dehydrogenase [ubiquinone] 1 beta subcomplex subunit 8, mitochondrial-like. Gene Ontology annotation, cellular component: mitochondrion. The record is from RefSeq and is a predicted model, not a curated record. The coding region runs from base 40 to 606 and encodes 188 amino acids. The transcript has 3 exons. Lineage: Eukaryota; Metazoa; Arthropoda; Insecta; Coleoptera; Buprestidae.
UGAAAAACAAUGUAAUUUGUUUUGUCAAAGUCGUCGAUAAUGCUUCUGAAAACAGUCGGUUCUACAUGCCUGAAAACAUUCCUUCAAAGAUCGAAUGUGUUACAAAUCCCUAUUCAAUCAGCAGGACAUUGGUUAAGAGAUCAUGCUCCUGAACCCAAACCACCCGUAAAAACAGAGGAAAUACUUGCUGCCGCAGAAAAAUACAAUCUUCUGCCUUCUGAGUAUAAGACAUUCCCGGACGACGGAUUUGGUUACGGAGAUUACCCAAAUUUACCGUUAAUGUCAUCCGAUGCUAAAGACAAGAAUUAUCCAUAUGAUAAUCCGGAACUGAGAAGAAAUUUUAAUGAACCACUUCAUGUACUUGCGGAUAUACUGAUUGAGGAAAGAUGUAAUCGUAACAUAAGACUUCGUAAGUCACAAUUCGUCUAUUUAUUAGAGACUCUGGGAGUUUUUGCAACAUUAUGGACAAUUUAUAUUUAUCUAGAAGACAAGAAAAAGUUUCUCCCUUUGUUGCGGAAACAAUUUCCUGGAGACGAAUGCCAGAUACAUUACACAUUCGAACAAAAGCCGCCAAAGAAAAAAGAUGAAUGUGAAUAUUGUACAUAACAUUCUAUCAAACAAUAUUAAGAUUUAUCUUCACCAAAUUUUAACUCGAUUGUUAAAAAAUAAACUAUGGUUUAAUUCUUA